GAAGCUACUAUAAAAAGAGAAGAGAGGCGUGAAUCGAAGCCACACUGCGAUCGUCAGUGCUGGCCAGGACUAAACUCCGUUCCUUUUGCCGAACAAGGGGAAACAGACAGUACAUUGAAGCUGGGAUUUUGCUGAAGCAAUAGAAAAUGAGGACUUACCAUUGUCUACCAUUAUUCAUCUGGACCUGUAUGUUCUGUACAUUUGAUGCUAUCCUUUCUCAAGAAAAAGCUAAUGGUUAUUUGCCAAGCAAAAGAAUAGUGAGUGUGACAAAAGAUGAUGGUAAAGUACUACAUCGCACCAAGCGUGGCUGGAUGUGGAAUCAAUUCUUUUUGUUGGAAGAGUACACAGGUACAGACACACAAUACGUGGGCAAGCUUCACACUGACCAAGAUACAGGUGAUGGAAAUUUAAAAUACAUAUUAACAGGAGAUGGGGCUGGCAGUCUGUUUGUUAUAGAUGAAAACACAGGAGAUAUUCAUGCUGCAAAGAAACUAGACAGAGAAGAAAAAUCCCUGUACAUUCUUCGUGCCAAGGCUAUAGACAGAAAGACUGGGCGACAGGUGGAACCUGAAUCUGAAUUUAUCAUUAAAAUCCAUGAUAUCAAUGACAAUGAGCCAAAAUUCACAAAAGAGUUAUAUACUGCCAGUGUUCCUGAAAUGUCUGGAGUCGGUACAUCUGUUAUACAAGUGACUGCCACAGAUGCAGAUGAUGCCAACUACGGAAAUAGCGCCAAAGUGGUAUACAGCAUACUGCAAGGGCAGCCGUACUUUUCAGUGGACCCAGAAUCAGGUAUAAUAAAAACUGCAUUGCCAGACAUGAGUAGAGAAAAUAGAGAACAGUACCAAGUGGUUAUACAAGCCAAAGACAUGGGUGGCCAAAUGGGCGGCCUUUCUGGAACCACCAUGGUGAACAUCACCUUAACAGAUGUCAACAACAAUCCACCCCGAUUUCCCCAGAGUACGUAUCAAUUUAAUUCACCUGAGUCUGUGCCCCUUGGCACCCAUCUUGGAAGGAUAAAAGCCAAUGACCCUGAUGUUGGGGAAAAUGCUGAGAUGGAGUACAGCCUUGCUGAAGGAGAAGGAGCUGACAUGUUUGAUGUCAUCACUGACAAGGAAACACAGGAAGGGAUUAUAACUGUCAAACAGAAUUUAGAUUUUGAAAACAAAAUGUUGUACACUUUAAGAGUGGAUGCAAGUAACACUCACCCUGAUACACGAUUCCAACACUUAGGACCUUUCAAAGACACAGCUGUGGUCAAAAUAUCUGUGGAAGAUAUCGAUGAGCCUCCUGUGUUCAGUAAAGUUUCUUACUUAAUAGAAGUCGAUGAGGAUGUAAAAGAGGGCAGCAUUAUUGGACAGGUUACAGCAUAUGACCCAGAUGCCAUGAACAAUUUAAUAAAAUACUCUGUUGACAGACUUACUGAUAUGGACCGAAUUUUCAGUAUUUAUUCAGAAAAUGGCUCUAUUUUUACUUUGAAGCCCCUUGACCGAGAAUCAUCUCCCUGGCACAAUCUCACCAUUACAGCCACAGAAAUAAAUAAUUCAAAACAAAGCAGCCACAUCCCUGUCUUCAUCAGAAUUCUAGAUAUAAAUGAUCAUGCUCCAGAAUUUGCCAUGUACUAUGAAACAUUUGUCUGUGAAAAUGCAAAACCUGGUCAGUUGAUUCAGACUGUCAGUGUCCUGGACAAAGACGACCCGCCCCGGGGUCACAAGUUCUUCUUUGAACCAGUGCCAGAAUUUCCUCUUAAUCCUAACUUCACCAUUGUGGAUAAUAAAGAUAAUACAGCAGGGAUCAUGACUCGCAAAGAUGGGUACAGCCGCCACAAAAUGAGCACCUAUCUCCUGCCCAUCCUAAUCUUCGACAACGACUACCCGAUCCAGAGCAGCACCGGCACGCUCACCAUCCGGGUGUGCGCCUGCGACAGCCAGGGGAACAUGCAGUCCUGCAGUGCAGAGGCCUUAUUGCUGCCUGCCGGCCUCAGCACCGGGGCGCUGGUCGCCAUCCUCCUGUGCGUCCUCAUUCUGCUGGUUUUAGUUGUGCUAUUUGCUGCAUUAAAGAGACAAAGGAAAAAGGAACCGCUGAUAAUUUCAAAAGAUGAUGUCCGCGACAACAUCGUGACUUACAACGAUGAAGGUGGUGGGGAGGAAGACACUCAAGCUUUUGACAUUGGUACGUUAAGGAAUCCAGAAGCACGGGAAGACAAUAAACUGCGAAGAGACGUAAUGCCUGAAACUAUUUUUCAGAUUAGGAGGACUGUGCCUCUCUGGGAAAAUAUCGAUGUACAAGAUUUUAUCCAUAGACGAUUGAAAGAAAAUGACUCAGACCCAAGUGCUCCGCCUUAUGAUUCACUGGCGACUUACGCCUACGAAGGAAACGACUCCAUAGCAGAUUCCCUCAGCUCUUUAGAGUCACUCACAGCAGAUUGUAACCAAGAUUACGAUUACCUCAGCGACUGGGGGCCUCGGUUUAAAAAACUUGCCGAUAUGUAUGGGGGUGAUGACAGUGACCGAGAGUAAGGGUGUUGUAUGACUUCAUCAAUGUUAGUGGAAGUACCCUUUGUUACUAGAUUGAGUGGCCUGCAUUCUCUUCCUUGAAGGAAAUUUUUUUUCAGAAAUGAAAUUAUAAACAAUACGUAGGUGUUGUCUUAGUAAGGAUUUGCUUAAUCAGUAAGUUUCUGUGAAUGAAUACGAAUGACAUAGAUUUUAAAAGUAAUAAUAACCAGUUCACCCUCUGCCUAACACUCUCUGAAGAAAUUAUAUCACAUCAAUAAUCAGUAAGAAAUAACUAAAAGGCUUUUUGUGCCUUUUCUUAGCUAUACGGACUUUAUAACGGUUUUCUUAAUUGACUUACAGCCAACUUUACUAUUAAAGCAUUGUGCAAUGAAUUUGUAAAUUAAUAUGGAAAAAUAUAUCCCUAAAGAAAUAGGAAUGACUAUUACUGCCAUAUUUAUUUAGUUGAAAAAAAUGUCUUUGUGUUAAUCCACUCAUAUUUUUAUAAAUGUAUAUUUAUAUUUUUGUAUUUUUAUGAAAUAAACUAGUAUUUAUAAA
Messenger RNA from Condylura cristata (star-nosed mole), 3047 nucleotides. It is a transcript of the gene CDH9, whose product is annotated as cadherin 9, type 2 (T1-cadherin). NCBI's taxonomy places the organism in Eukaryota, Metazoa, Chordata, Mammalia, Eulipotyphla, Talpidae. Gene Ontology annotation, cellular component: catenin complex; plasma membrane; adherens junction. The transcript has 12 exons. The record is from RefSeq and is a predicted model, not a curated record. Gene Ontology annotation, biological process: multicellular organism development; adherens junction organization; cell-cell junction assembly. Gene Ontology annotation, molecular function: calcium ion binding; cadherin binding. Bases 147 to 2516 code for a protein of 789 amino acids.